CCAUCUUGGCGCAAGCCCUUGUGGCUCAGGAUUCAUAUUCGGUCAAACCUGGGUAUGCUAGCACCACCGAUACUUCAUUGAGGACAUGUUGCCCAUUUCGAAUAAGUACGCUGCUCCAUGCCGUUCCAGGCGCAUCUUGGUGGCAAUCGUAGCGUCUAUUCUACCGAGUACUCCGUUCUGCACAGGUGUCGCGGGAGCCAGCCGCCCGCUUGAAUGGCAGUCGUGCGACGUGUUCAUGAUGCAGGUUUCGGUGGACUCGUCACACGAGGUGCGGAACAUGACCAAGCGCCCAACGCAGUGGGCCCGUAGCAUUUUCCGCCGUCUCACUUCGAAAGGAAUGUCUGCGCCACAGCACGCAGGUGCGACGCCGUCGCCGACAACCUGUGUUGACUCUACAGGGGGGGCGACGAAUAGAUUCGGCAAAGGGUGUGAAGCUUAUUCGCACGAUUAUGAAAACCCCUUUGCAGGCAUCUGUUUCGACCCAUAUUACGACGAUUCGGAUUUCACGUCUGCUUCAAUGUGCUGCGUGUGUCCAGAUGAAUGCCCCGAGCUGCCACGCAUACGUCUCCACGAUGAUUGUGAGGAUUGGAUUUCCUUCUCGGAGAACAACUCCGAUGGGGAAAAUCCAGGGAGAUCGCGUCAUUCGAAUCUUGGCGGGCUGGGCCCGCAGUAUGACAUGCCAAAUGAGCUUAGAUUUUAUGGCGUUGGACGAACCGCAGAUGGGUCCCCCGUGGAUAUCACUUUCAUUAAUACAAGCAUGUAUGUUCCGAGGAACACGAAUUGGAACAACAUUUUCGGCGCCACGGCGACUGUGAACCUCCUGGUAGGGCAGUAUGUCAAUCUCAAGGCGGAGUUUGUGCGAAAUCACACCUUCUGCCCUGAGACGCCAGUCCGGCCAAAGAUCACGUUCUGUGAUGUUGACCACUACGAGAAUGGGGAGAAUGAGAUUGUGCUACUCGACGGCGUUAGCGCUGUCUACACGGUGGACGGCGACGUCGAAUUCGACAUCGAGUUGUACGAAUACGACACCAUCACCAGCAACAGUCCAGCUUCGCUGAAUUACACCACGACUUCGGUCCAGACGCCGAUCCCUGGUAGGACCUCCAGGAAGUACGUCGCCAAUUCUGGGGGCAAGUUCGGGGUAAAGGUGACCUCGCAGAUGUUCGGGCACGGCUGCGACAACCCGUCGGACGUGAACAGCUUGACCAACAUCACCUGCCCGGACGCGUCGGCCGCCACUGUGGAUCAGGCGAAGCGAUGCUUCAUGGUUGAGUUCGCUAACACAAGCGAGUUCGUCGUCGGGUUCCAGAUCCUGACGGACAUGCCGCCCGAGUACGUCCAAUUGUGGGGCCGCAAUUUCGAAAUGGCUGGGACGUCCAACUACUUCGUCGACGAGGACAGCGUCGCAUGCUUCACUGCGGCGCCGACAAGUGCGCCGACAAGUUCACCCACAUCAUCUCCAACAUUGGUUCCAACAGCCUCGCCUACAGCUUCUCCGACAGUCGCGCCGACAGCGUCACCGACUGCUGCCCCGACGGCUGCACCAUCAAGUGCGCCCACAGCUGCACCGACAGCGGCACCGACAUCUUCACCGACAGCGUCACCGACUGCUGCUCCGACGGCUGCACCAUCAAGUGCGCCCACAGCUGCACCGACAGCGGCACCGACAGCUUCACCGACAGCGUCACCGACUUCUACCCCGACGGCUGCACCAACAGGCACGCCCACAGCUGCACCGACAGCUUCACCGACAGCGUCACCGACUGCUGCCCCGACGGCUGCACCAACAAGUACGCCCACAGCUGCACCGACAGCGGCACCUACAGCUUCACCGAUAGCGUCACCGACUGCUUCGCCGACCUUGGCUCCGACUGUUCCCACGGAUGCCCCAACGCCCGCACCGACAGGAAUGCGGGUAGGCGCGUCUGGCGACCCACACUUGGUCAACGUGCAGGGGCAGCGCUUCGACGUGCUGAAGUCCGGCGUCCACGUCCUGCUUAAUGUGCCCAUGCUUGCGCCCCCGUCGCAGGCGCUGCUGCGCGUGGAGGCCGACGCCCAGAAGGUGGGGGGCGCCUGUGCGGAGACGUACUUCAUGGAAGUCAACAUCACGGGGAAGUGGGUCGAGGCCAAGAUCCACGUGCUCGGACGUGGUCACGGACUCAUGUUCCACGCAGGCGCGGGGGAGCCCCACACGGGCACGAAGUGGAUGCCUUUCGGGAAGAUCUUGCUGAAGGUGGUCCAUGGCCGCACCAGUCAGGGAACGGCAUACCUGAAUUUUUUCGCACGCAACUUGAAGAUGGCCGGCUUCCUCGUGGGAGGGCUCCUUGGAGAGGACGACCACACGGAGGCGGCUCUGCCGGCCAAGGCGUGCGUGCAGACCGUCGAGGUUUGAGUUGGUGUCUUGCAGGCGGUGAUUGUCCGCGGCAAGCUGCGUGUCUGGACCCAGACGAUGAUGAUGAUGAUGAUGAUAUGAUGUAAGUGAUUGUGAUAGUUAUCGUGAUGGUUCGCGUGUGUGUCCAGAGAAGACACACAACCAUUUAAGAUCUUGUGACGGGCGUUGCCUCACAUGCUCUGCUGGGUCAGGUCGACUUUGUAAUACAGGAACAAAAAAUCACGCUCUCGCGAGGGACGUAUUCAUCAUGUAUACAGGAAUCGCGCUCUCGCGUAGGACUUCCUCGCAAUGUAUUCAGACGCCGCGCCUUCCACACUUAGGAAUCACGCUC
This is a messenger RNA of Prorocentrum cordatum, 2723 nucleotides long. The record is from the annotation of a GenBank genome assembly. Lineage: Eukaryota; Dinophyceae; Prorocentrales; Prorocentraceae.